Messenger RNA from Heteronotia binoei (common prickly gecko), 1346 nucleotides. RefSeq names its product PIH1 domain containing 1 (gene PIH1D1). Gene Ontology annotation, cellular component: cytoplasm; ribonucleoprotein complex; R2TP complex. Gene Ontology annotation, biological process: rRNA processing; box C/D snoRNP assembly. The transcript has 12 exons. NCBI's taxonomy places the organism in Eukaryota, Metazoa, Chordata, Lepidosauria, Squamata, Gekkonidae. The coding region runs from base 184 to 1140 and encodes 318 amino acids. The record is from RefSeq and is a predicted model, not a curated record.
GUGUGCGUCGUCACUUCCGCCCGUCCUACCGAAAGGAAAUAAGCAGGAGAGGAGUUGCUAUAGCAAUACCGGAAGUUUGGGCCUCUGGGAUGUUAGUCGACUGAUCAAAAUAAAGACGCGGGAGAGCUUCCUUCCACGUAGAUCCGCGUAGGAGGGUUGCGGGUUGAAGGAGGCUGCCCCACCAUGGCAUCUACCUCUGACAAGUCCUUGCUAUCGGCUGAGUUGCAAGAGGAGGAAGAAGAGGAGGAGUUCCAACGCCUUCUGCUCCAGGCAACCCAGAAGAUCCAGAGUGCAAUUCCACCUCCAACGGACUCCAAGCCCAUCCGACCACUUCCAGGGUUCUGCCUUAAAACCCACACCAAUGCAGGCGAGAAGAUUUUCAUCAACAUCUGCAGGUCCUCUGAUGUUCCUCCACCUCCCAACCUGACCAAUGAAGAGCUCGAGUGCCUCAUUGAGUCGGAGAACGCCUCCACCUUCCGGAUCCCCAUGAGCCUGGGCGAGCCCCACGCAGAAGUGGACAACAGCAGUCACGGUUGCACUGCGUACGAUGUCACCAUCAACACCGACUUCUUCACCAAGAUGGAGAGCAACCAUUUCCUUAGGGAGUUCUUCAUUACAAUUGUUUUGGAGGGAUUAUCAGAGAAAUACAAGAUGGAGAUCGGCGACGCAGAAUGGCGCAUCCUGAAGAACAGGAAGUUCAUGGGUUCCAUCUCCGAGCAAACCAUCCGCACAAAAUCCAGACCCUUCAUACAGGAGAUGGACAGCAGUCAAACCCAGGAGACAACCAGUCCACUUUUGCAGCCCCUUUAUUCACAGAGUUCUGCCACAGUUCCCGACUUUGCCAUUGUCGCCCAGCCCUCACGCAGCCACCCUGAACGCCUUGUCCUGAGAAUCAGCCUCCCUAAAACGAACUCUGUGCGGUCCCUGGACCUGGACCUGGGAGAAGAUCGAAUUGUGUUGCAGGACCACCCUGGUCUGUACCACCUGGACAUCUUCAUUCCUUUCAGCAUCAUCCCUGAGGAGAGUAAGGCCCAGUUUCACAAAAGGACCAAGAUUCUAACUGUGACGAUGCCCAUCCAACGCUCCUCUCUGCUGUUGUCAGCAACAAGUAGCCAAUCUGACAGAGCAAUCAUCUCAUAGGCCAGAGCACUGGUGUGAGCACACCACCCCAAAAGUCCUGGCCCGAGGGAGAAUGGAGCGGCAUGCUGUGCGGAAUGGAGCUUGAAUAGUUUGCAGCUUCUGCAGAUGGCCCAGUGCUGAGCCCAGAGGAGAGGAGGAACACCUGGCUCAAGGAUGGCAAGCUUACUCCGUAUCCAGAUACAUACAGUAAAGCGCAUUGGAUGGGA